AUGAAGUUCUUCAAUCCGACCACCGCGCACCUCCUGGCCGUUGCAGUCGUCAUCAUGACUGCCCAAGUCAGCUGUCUUCCCACCUACGGUCUUGUCCGUCGCCAUCAUCACACCACCAUCGUCAACAACUACCGUCGUUCACAUGGCGACGACCACGGCGACCUCUCUGCCCACGACGGCUACGAAGCCCAGCUGCACAGCCUUGAAGUUGCACUCCACCACUACGAGGAGUACGGAGAUGCGAAGAGCCUCGAGACUUAUCUCAAGGGAUUUGGUACUGAUGAUCCUAGCAAGGCUUCGAACAGCGGCGAUCAUGUUUCUGCUCGCAAAGAUGAUGGUGAAAAUGAUGCCAAGAAUGGUGGGCAGGAGAAGGGUCAAGAUUGCGAGCAAGGCGAUCAGUCUCAGUCUCAGCAGAGUCCUUCUAAGGACUCUUGGUCGCAGUGGCAGCAGCAGCAACAUCAGCCAAAGAUGGUCAAGAAGCCCAAGAAGACUCGGCCUCAGCCUUCGCAGGACUACACGGAGCCCAAGCCCGAGCCUCAGCGAUCGCAACCUGCCACGCCACCCAAAAGCUACAACCCGGCUCCUCCCAAGAACGACGGCAACUCCUCGCCGCACACAAUCGACGGCUACACAUGCCCCAAAUUCGAUAUCCCCUCUUCCUCCCCCUCCACCACCUCCCUCUACACCUCUUCCACCCCCUUCACCGGCCGUGCCACCUACUACGACACAGGCCUAGGCGCAUGCGGAAUCACCAACUCGGACUCUGACCCUAUCGUCGCUAUUUCGCGUGACCUCUUCGAACAGUACAACCCAUCCGACGCCAACCCGAAUCACAACUCCCUGUGCGGUCGAAAAGUUGAGAUCACCUGGAAAGGCAAGACUGUUCACGCGUUCGCGACAGACGAAUGCCCAGGUUGCGAAACGACGAGCUUGGAUAUGAGCCCCAAGGUCUUCGAGAGUCUAGACGCCAAGGAGAAGGGCAUUUUGGAUGGUAUCCAAUGGCGAUUCGUCUGA
Ustilago hordei is the source of this 1014-nucleotide messenger RNA. RefSeq lists its product as uncharacterized. The transcript has a single exon. Lineage: Eukaryota; Fungi; Basidiomycota; Ustilaginomycetes; Ustilaginales; Ustilaginaceae. Bases 1 to 1014 code for a protein of 337 amino acids. The record is from RefSeq and is a predicted model, not a curated record.